AUGGCCAAAACCACCUCGCUGCGCUGCCGGGUGCUGGAGGGGAAGGACCUGCCCGCCAAGGACCUGUCUGGCUCCAGUGAUCCCUACUGCGUGGUCAAGGUGGACAACGAGGUGGUGGCCAGGACGGCCACCGUGUGGAAGAGCCUGAACCCUUUUUGGGGUGAGGAAAUCACGCUGCUUCUGCCCCGUGGAUUCCACAGCCUCACCAUCUACGUGCUGGAUGAAGACACCAUUGGGCAGGACGAUGUCAUUGGCAAGGUCUCGCUCAGCCACCAGCAGAUCUCGGCUGAGCCACAGGGCAUUGACAGCUGGCUCAGCCUGACACCUGUGAACCCCGACCAGGAGGUGCAGGGUGAGAUCCACCUGGAGCUGCGAGUCCCCGAGCGGGGCCACCCACGGGUGCUGCGCUGCCACCUCAUCGAGGCCAGGGACCUGGCCCCCCGGGACACCUCGGGAACCUCGGACCCCUUUGGCCGGGUGUCGUGCUGCGGGCACACGUUGGAGACAGCCGUGGUGAAGAAAACCCGGUUCCCGCACUGGGAUGAGGUGCUGGAGUUCGAGCUGCCGGAGGGGGAGCUGGGAGAGGCUGUGCUGAGCGUGGAGCUUUGGGACUGGGACAUCGUGGGCAAGAACGACUUCCUGGGGCGGGUCGAGUUCUUCUUGGACACCCUCUGCCCAGGCCCCACGAGGGGCUGGUUCCAGCUCCUGCCCUUCCCCAGCACCACUGAGGACCGUGGGGGACAGCUGGGUGCCCUGAGGCUGGCAGUGAGGCUGCUGGAGGACACGGUCCUGCCCCCCCACCACUACCAGCCCCUCAUCCAGCUCCUCACCGAGCCCAUCCUCUGCCCAGCCCAGUCCCCUGAGAGCACAGCCCUGGCUGUCCUGGAGGAGGUGACCUCAGGGGAAAGUCGGCAGGACGUGGCCACGAAGCUGGUGAAGCUCUUCUUGGCCCAAGGGCUGGCUGUGCCCCUCCUGGACUACCUCACCACCCGCGAGCUGGCCAGGACCACUGAUCCCAACACCCUCUUCCGCUCCAACUCGCUGGCCUCCAAAUCCAUGGAGCAGUUCAUGAAGGUGGUAGGGCUGCCCUACCUGCACGAGGUCCUGAAGCCAGUGGUGAACCGCAUCUUUGAGGAGAAGAAAUAUGUGGAGCUGGACCCCGGCAAGAUGGAGCUGAGCCGGGGCAGGAGGAUCUCCUUCAAGGGCUCCCUGUCGGAGGCACAGGUGCAGGAGAGCAGCCUGGAGCUGCUGAAGGGCUACCUGGGGGACAUCAUGGAGGCCAUCGUGGGCUCGGUGGACAAGUGUCCCCUCCCCAUGAGGGUGGCCUUCAAGCAGCUCCGCAGGCGGGUGGAGGAGCGAUUCCCCUCGGCACAGCACGAGGAGGUCCGGUACUUCUCCAUCAGUGGGUUCCUCUUCCUUCGCUUCUUUGCUCCUGCUGUCCUCACCCCAAAGCUCUUUGGGCUCCGGGAGCAGCACGCGGAGCCCUGCACCGGCCGCACACUCCUGCUGCUCGCCAAGGCUCUGCAGAGCAUCGGGAACCUGGGGCUGCAGCUGGGGCAGGGCAAGGAGCCGUGGAUGGCCCCGCUGAACGCUGUCCUCCUGCCCAGUGUCACCCGUGUCCGGGCCUUUCUGGAUGCCCUGGUCACCGUGGUGGACGAGGUGCCAGUGCCGCAGGGACAUUCCCAGCCCUCGGCCACCAUCAAGGAGGGUCCCCUGCACACCUGCCCAGAGGGGGGGGCAGCACUGCUGCCCCGCUUCUCCUUCAAGAAGAGGCACUUCAGGCUCAGCACCCAGGCCCUGGCCUAUGCCAAGGUGCCCCAGGGGCAGGUGCUCGGCUCCAUCCCGGUGGAGCAGAUCCGGGCAGUGGAGCAGGUGGACAAGGGCACCUUCCAGCACCCCCACGUCCUGCAGGUGGUGGCACAGGAUGGCACCGGGCAGCUCCACACCACCUACCUCCAGUGCAAGAGCGCCCCGGAGCUGUGGCAGUGGCUGUGGGCGCUGCGCCAGGCCACCAGCGCCAACCGCGACAUGCUGCCCACGUGCCACCCCGGCACCUUCCACGCCGGCCGCUGGACCUGCUGCCUGCAGCCCACCCGUGCCGUGCCCGGGUGCAGCCGUACCCACAGCGCGGUGCUGCUGGGGGAGUGGAGCGACCUUGGGGACCUUGGGGACCCCGCGGUUCCUUUACAGAGCCUCUACGGGCACCUGCGGGCAGCGCUGGCCGGGGGUCCCACGGGCAGCGCGGUGGCCGGGCCCCCCCGCCCGGGCCAGGCAGGGGCACCCGCUGGGGACAGGCUGCAGGAGGUGCUGCGAGACCUGGACAUCGCCCACGACGCCUUCACCCACGGCGACGAGACCCCAGAGCCACCCCCAAAGAUGUACAUGGCACCGGCUGUGCGCGGCUCCCUGGGGCAGCGGCGGGUGACACGGGUGACACGGGUGGCACAGACGCGCAAAGAGGCCACGGGUAGAAAAAGACCACGACGCUAUCGCCACGAGAGCGGGGCGAGCCGGGACGGGACGGGACGGGGCGACAGACAGACACACACGGGGACACGCGGUGGGCGGCACCGGGUGGCCCGGGACGGGGGACGAGCCCGCCGGGCGGGGCUGCGGUGA
Messenger RNA from Onychostruthus taczanowskii (white-rumped snowfinch), 2619 nucleotides. It is a transcript of the gene RASAL1, whose product is annotated as RAS protein activator like 1. Gene Ontology annotation, molecular function: GTPase activator activity. The transcript is spliced from 22 exons. NCBI's taxonomy places the organism in Eukaryota, Metazoa, Chordata, Aves, Passeriformes, Passeridae. Gene Ontology annotation, biological process: negative regulation of Ras protein signal transduction; intracellular signal transduction; cellular response to calcium ion. Bases 1 to 2619 code for a protein of 872 amino acids. The record is from RefSeq and is a predicted model, not a curated record.